This is a messenger RNA of Rhipicephalus sanguineus (brown dog tick), 937 nucleotides long. RefSeq lists its product as uncharacterized. NCBI's taxonomy places the organism in Eukaryota, Metazoa, Arthropoda, Arachnida, Ixodida, Ixodidae. Bases 38 to 937 code for a protein of 299 amino acids. The transcript has 6 exons. The record is from RefSeq and is a predicted model, not a curated record.
GGAGCAAGGUGUCGUUGGUGUGGCCCACAACGCUACCAUGAGCCUCGCCCUGGGUCACGUGCUCAAAGGCUUGGUGGCUAGCAAGUACGCACAACGGGACACGGCCGAAAACGUGAUGGGCACGCUGAAACCUUACGGGCACGUGGACCAAGGACACGCCGUCGUAGACCACGUGUACGGACCCACGGUGGCCGUUCACUUGGGAACGGUGUCUACGUGGUCCAACAGCAAGUUGCCGAUAAUCGGUGGCGGCGGUUUGUGGACAACGCCCGCGUGUCCCCGGGAGUUCCGGGUUGCUGACAAAACAGCGAGACUUACCGAUGCCGAGAUAGUUGGGACCCUGGAUGGUUUUAUCCUGGCAAUGACAAUGAAGAGAAUCAACAAGGACCGACCACGCCGGCUGAGCCAGAUAAUCGACGGAUACUACAGCUUCAGGGGCAUCCGGGAACUGCUUCCUGAGUUUCCCGAGGGUCUUUCUUUCUGCACGCGUAAGCAAGCCGUGGCCCGACUACUUUCGGCACCCAGAUUAGAAGAGCAGGUCGUGCUGGUGGCGAGAAUGUACUCUCUACUGGUCAACGGCGCUCCGCUGAAGCGCAGCGCACUGAAGAACUCGUUGCUACCCACCCUCAAGAGCUUUCACUCCAGACUUGACCACCUUCUCAUGACUUGCGACACGCAAACCGACGUCAUCGUACUGCUGGAUCCAAUUCCUGGCAACACUAUCUACGAGAAUUAUCAGAAGAAAAUUGCCAGCUACAUGGCCGAGAGACUGCUGAAAACAGGAGGCAGGCAUACGGCAGUGAGCUUGUCAGCAGCUGGCCUGAGCGAAGAUGCCAGCGAACUAGAGCUGGCGUACAACUCACGUCAGGACACGUACGCUUCGCCGUCGUGUGCCAUCGAGAACACGGCAGGAAAAGGUGACGCCACUAUUGCCUGA